Messenger RNA from Pimephales promelas (fathead minnow), 965 nucleotides. It is a transcript of the gene tmem17, whose product is annotated as transmembrane protein 17. Gene Ontology annotation, biological process: non-motile cilium assembly. The record is from RefSeq and is a predicted model, not a curated record. Gene Ontology annotation, cellular component: ciliary transition zone. NCBI's taxonomy places the organism in Eukaryota, Metazoa, Chordata, Actinopteri, Cypriniformes, Leuciscidae.
UCACAGCUGGACCGUCGCAACCGCAUGAGAUCCGCCUUCGUUGCUACGGACUCGCGUCUCUGCUUCUCAACAUGGACUUGCCUGAACCCAUACGGCGACGGCUUGGAGAUUUCUCCAGAACCGUGUUUGUGGACCAAAGCCGAACACAACCCUCUCCCGAAGAACACGCUAAUUUCCUUAACCAGUAUAAGGAUGUAGUAUCGAGUCUGCCUCUUCAGAUGUCGCUUUACUUUAACAUGUGGUUCUUUCCCUUCUGGUGGAUCAGUGAGGUUGUGAUGCUACAACUAAAGUACCCAGCCCUUGCAGAUUAUUACAAGUUCAUCCUGAUCACAAUUCUUAUUUUAAUGACUCUGAUUGAGGCCAUCAGACUCUACCUGGGCAACGUUGGAAAUCUACAAGAAAAGGUUCCAGAAUUAGCUGGAUUUUGGCUCCUGACUCUUCUACUCCAGUGUCCUCUGAUUCUGUUCCAGCUUUUCAAUGAGGCUGUUCUCAUUCAACCUCUGGAGAGAGGAGUUCAUAUAAUACUGGCCUUAUUUAUUUUUGCAGAGGCUCUUUUUGGAUUUGUUGCCUUGCGUGCAAUGGUCAGACACACCGAAAGUCGCUUCCAUUUGAGACAGUUUGAUGGGAUUCACGAAUUAAGAACAUGACGAGACCUGCACUGAUGAACUUGAUUAAAUAUCAAUCAACAAAAGACAAAAAAAAAAGACUACAAAGAUGGCAGUGGCAACCACUAGAGGACAAUGUCAGUAAUUGAGCUGGAUUGUUACUGCAUGCGGAUGUCUUGGUGCCUUAUUUUAUACAAACAAAUCUUGCCUUGUUUUAUAUUUUGUAUGUGGGCCAAAAAAAACCAAACAUUUAAGACAGACAGAACACACCCCAGUGCUAUAAACCACUAAAUUGUAUUAUUUAUUGAUGCUGAAUUUAACAAAAUUAUAAAUUUAAUUUAAAAAUCAGCUUCAUUAGAA